AUGGUCAACGCCAAGGUCAUCGUCCUCUCGGCCCUUGCCGGCCUCGUCGCCGCUGGCGAGUACGCUGAGCCGCCUCACCCCACGACGCACCACGAGGUCACCACCACCAAGACGACCGAGUCGCACCACUCCAAGCCCACCACCUGGUCGCACCACGGCAACAACACCGUCGUCACCACCACCAAGGUCGUCAGCCGGUACACCACCUGGUGCCCCGAGCCCACCACCGUCUGCAUCGGCAGCAAGACCUACACCGUCACCAAGCCCACCACCCUGACCGUCACCGACUGCCCCUGCACCAUCACCGAGACUCACAGGCCCACCAAGCCCGUCACCACGCCGGUCAAGCCCGUGGAGCCCACCAAGGAGACGACCCCUCCCCCGCCCGUCAAGCCCACAAGCCCCGUCGUCGUUGCCGGCGCCGAGGGCCGCGCCGCUGCCUACGGCUUCGCCAUGGCCGCCGCUGGCUUCGUCGGUGCCGUGGCUCUGUAA
This is a messenger RNA of Purpureocillium lilacinum, 492 nucleotides long. RefSeq lists its product as uncharacterized. Gene Ontology annotation, cellular component: fungal-type cell wall. The record is from RefSeq and is a predicted model, not a curated record. NCBI's taxonomy places the organism in Eukaryota, Fungi, Ascomycota, Sordariomycetes, Hypocreales, Ophiocordycipitaceae. Gene Ontology annotation, biological process: fungal-type cell wall organization. Gene Ontology annotation, molecular function: structural constituent of cell wall.